AGGUAUCAACUGACAAGAUUGUGUAGAUACUAUUGAAAUUAACACAUUUAGAAAUUGAAAAAUCAACUCGUAGUUCAGGAACUGAGGCAGUUUACUUUCGACUGUGGACAUACGUUUGAUUAAGGAUAAUAGUAUGUGAAGAAUGAUGGACAAUGCAUUACCAGGAAAUUUUAAAAAUUUAAACAGGGAUGAUCUGCCGGACACAUACAGAAAUGGAAACCCUAGUUUUCAAGGAAAUGCAGGCAAUUUUUUCAACCAAAAUACACGCAGUGACCCAGAUAGUGCUAGGACUACAACAUUUAACAACUCACAGAACUCGAGACGAGGACCUAAAUAUCCUCAAUACUCUAUAACAUGUAUCAGAUUGUCCACAUUCCAAACAUGGCCAACCAGUAUACAACAACACCCAGAAACUAUGGCAGAGGCUGGGUUUUACUAUACAGGAAACAAUGACCAUGUACGAUGUUUUCACUGUGGUAUUGGACUACAGAACUGGGACUCUGAAGAUAAUCCUUUCGUAGAACAUGCUAGGUGGUCUUCAGAAUGUCAAUUCCUCAAAGACAAGAAAGGAUUAGACUUCAUUGCUACUGUACAAGAUGCUGUCAGGAGAGUACAGAUGGAGGAGGCGUUGAACACAGAUGGAGUAGCAGAGACUUUUGAGAAUGACUAUGAAGAAGAUGGAAAUAUCAGAUCAGAAGUCACAGGCAAAGAUAUCUUACCUAGUGGGAAACCUCCAACGAAAGCUGAGAAAAAGAAUCCAUUAUUAACAGAUGCAGCUCAGAGUAUAUUAACGAUGGGAUAUCUACCUAAAGUUAUCAAAACUGUUGUUGAUAAAGUUCUAAGAGAGAAAGGCUGGGCAUAUAUGUCCUCCAGAAGUUUAAUGGAAGAAAUUUACAAAAUAGAGGAAAAUGGAGAAAUACCUAAAUCUGAACUAACAAUACCAAUGAGUUCCAACUUGAAGAGUUCUGUCGUAAGCAUGAAGAAGAGCAUGAAAGUUCUUCCUAGAGUUGAUGUUAAGAAGAUAGCACAGGAAAAUCAAGAAAUGAAAGAACAGACACAGUGCAAGAUUUGUUGUGAGGACAUUGUGUCGAUCGUAUUUUUGCCUUGUGGACAUUUAUCAUCCUGUUCACAGUGUGCCCCUGCCUUGAAAUCAUGUCCUGUAUGCAGGUCUGAAAUCAAAGGCUCGGUCAAAGUUCAAUUUAAAAACUAACCAAGUCAUGUAGUAGCUCAUCUGCCAUUAAUUUUUUUAUGAAAACUUUGUAAAAUACAUGUACAUUUACAUAUGACUGAUUUAUGUUGUUUCAUUUAUUUUGUAAUCUUACAUGUAAUUUAUGUAGAUAAGUGGUUUAUAUGAUGAUUUAAAUAUCUCAUAUUCCCAUAUAUUCUCAUGAUUGUUUUGUAAAGUAAUUCCAUUACUACUGUAAUACAUCAUUUCAAUAACUCAUGUUGAACUCACUCAUUAACUGUGGCGUUGAAGGCCUAAAGUGCUAUAUAUGAAGAAAUAUUGAUUUCUAUCACUCAAAUUUCAUAAUAUUAUGAUUUAAAAGUUGAAAAUUAUAUGUUAUAUUUCCACCAAAAAAAUGUGUAAAAUCAACUUCUUUUUUUAAUGUUCUGUUCUGAGAAGUGAUAAAUUACAUUGCACAGAAAUCGAUUAUUCAGUCAGUAUGCUUUAAGUCAUGUUUAUGUAUGUUUAUCAACAACUGGUAUAAAAAUCAAAAUUAUAUUGACCCCUUGCAACAUAAAAGGUAAGUGAAGGUACGGUCAUGUUGUCAAUCCAAAUAGAAAGUGUUAUAAGUUAUACAACCCUUUGUCAAGAUGAAUGUUUGUGUGAUGAGGUUUAUCUUUUACUACAAAUAAUUUGUCAUUGACAUAUUUUCAAUCCGAAAAAAAUGACCAUGAAACUUCUUAACAAGCUUAAGACUGAAGCUCUUUUAAACCAGUAAAUAUUUUUGACUAGCUGUGACAUGAUUUGAAAAUUACAUUAUCUUUAUACGAUGAUUCACAUUGCAUUUCUAGAUAUAAGUGUUAUAAACAAUUUUUGUUUGAAUUUGUUUUUUAAAAAGGAUAGUGCAAUAUAUAGUUUGAAGCCGGGAAGUUAUACAUUUAUUAUAAUGCUAAAGUAUUGCUUGUUCCAGAUAUUUGAAUUUGUUGUUAUUGUGCUUGUAUUGUGGUAAUGGUAAUGUACAUAGGUGUUUUCACAUUGUUAGUAGUUUACUUUUUAUAAACUAUAUGAUUCAUAAAACAUUAAUGGCAGAUGACGAGUCUGUUUUUCAAUCACUGACUUUGAUACCAGUUCAAGAAUUUUGUGCAGGGAUACAGUUUUUGCUACAUACAGGUGUAGAUUUUCUAUGCAAAGAGUUCUAGAAUUGGAAUCCAAGUCAGUAUUCGGAAAAUAGACCAUUGUGAAACAUUAUGGAAAUUUUCCAAAAAAUUUCACAACUUGUAAUUAGAUUAACUGUCUGAAAAAUCUUGAUAGUUACUUUUUUACAACUAAUCACCAGCAUGUGUUCAUGUCAAAACUAGUCAUUCACAUCAAAUUUAUUUGAUUGAAGCAUUGCAGCUCUCUUUUAUAUCAGCCGAAGUCUUUCUUUUACAAUUAUUCCCUUUUGUUUAUUUUGGUUAAAAUGUAUAUAAUUAAUAGCAAGUUCUACAUUUUUUUAUUAGAUAAAUAAUUUGAAAUGCAAGUUAUGCUUUUUUGUAAAUAUGUAAGUUUAAAAGUUUUGAAAGUUAUUUUUUUACAUAUAAAAUUUACAUGCAAGAUAUGCAUAUAUAUAUUUUUUUAGUUUACUUAUAUAGUUUAAAUAAAAGCCCAUGUUACCUAUUUUUUGUAUUUUUAUUUAAUAUUGUUCAAUGUCAGAAACGACUUAUGAUUUAAUGCAUUUUCUAUAAGUUUCCUUUAAUAUAAACAUGAUUUAGGCAGCUUUUUAAAUUGUCCAACAUUUUUGUUGAGUACCGGUAGAUAUAUUACCUCUAGCUGUGUUUUUUUAAAUUUUGGUUUUUUGUAUGUUUCGGAGUUUAGUGUUGCGUCAAUUUUGCUGAACUUGUUUACAUUAUUGUUUAGGGGCAAGCUAAAGCCAGCCUCCGGGUGCAGGAUUAACUCAAUGCAUUAAAGACCCAUUGGUGGCCAUGGGAUGUUUUCUGCUCUUUGGUCGGAUUGUUGUCUCUUUCCCGGUUUCCAUUCUCUAUUCUAUAUAAUUAAGGUGGUACCUAACACUACAGGGAGAUAACUCUGUAAAAAUCAAUUAAACGUUUUAAUUACGUUGUAUUGUUAAGGAAAUAUUAAGCUUCUCAGUGAUCAAAAUUAGUGUUUGUCAAACUGCUAUAUAACCAGUGAAAUUUUUCUGAUAAAGUGGUUGGUUCAAAUUUUUUGAAAUUUUUAUAUUUCUGUCAAAGGGUCAAAGUAAACAUUUUGUCAAAAUUUUAUGAAAAUUAAACGAGCCAAAUUAAUAUUAGUCAAGGUGUUGGGUACCACCUUAAACAUCCCUACAAAGGGUUUUUAAAUACACUCUUGGUGCUACAUAAUGACACAAUUGAUAAUAUAUUCUUCAUAAUUUACUCAGGGAAAUAAUUGAGAAUAAAAUAAAGUGAAAUAGAUUAGUAUUUACUAUAAAAUGUGAACUAUCAGAUUAUAACAUUGAAUUUUCUGAUAUGUUUAUAUGUGUAUGAACAUGCACUUGUUCAUGUAUAACAUAAAACACACAAGCCAUUGAUUAAGGUCAUCUCUGAAGAUGGAUACCUGGAAGAUCUAAUUCUUCCGAAAAUCCUGAAACACUGGUUAAAGGUACACUAUAUGAAUCAGUGUAAGUUUCAAAUAAGUUAAUAAAAUAAAAUAUGUGUAGAUUAAGUAGGCAGUUUUUUUUUUAACCACUUCAUUUGUCAAAUAAUAGAAAUAAAAUUAGACAUUUUGAUAGUCCUUGUCAGAAGUUGAGUAUAAAAGGUCGGCUUUGUUUGGGUUUUUUCACAAUAAGACAAAGUUCUGACAUGAAUACAUCAAGCUACUACAUGGUCUUGGUUUUUUGUUGGUUAUUUUUUUUUAUAUAUAUUGAAGUUUUAUUGAUGAGAGAGAGAAAUGCAGAAAAAUAUACAUUUUUCACAUCACAAUUUAAACACAGAAAAUGCAUAUGGUAUAUCAGAAAAAGUACUGUUUGAAGGGAAAAAAAAGGAUAAUGUAUGGAUUGUGAGGCUUUGAAUGAUUUGAAGGUAUUCUCAGGUUUCUGAGAAUAAUUCAUGGGUAGUAUUUAUAUUGUGUGUAAGAUGAAAGUUAAUUUUCCACCCUCAUACAUUUUUUUCAGAAUACAUAACUUAAAAGUCUUUCAGAUUGUUUAUGAUAAGGCAGCUUGCUUCAGUUACGAAUUUACAUUACUCAAUUUGCUUUAUUUUGUCUAAAAUUGUUCGAAAAACAGAUUCUACUACCAUGUCAUGUGAGAUACGAUAUUUCAUUUCUCUUUACUGUUAGAUUUUAAUUAUCACACCUUAUGCAGUGGUAGAAUCUAUAUUUUUCUGCAAGGUGAGCAACACAGGCUAUUUGCAGUGUUUUAAUUUGAUUGCUAUAAUUUAUAUGUAAUUGAGCUCAGGAAUGUUAAGGAACAUAAUAUUACAACGUCCUACUGUGUGAAAACCACUGGCAAUGACUUUCACUUCAGGACUCUUGUUUCGGAUUUUUCAAACUUUGAAAAGGAUACCAGUAAUCAAAUUCUGAUGUUUCUAACAGUUGUAUGUUCAAACUUUUAUGCAAAAUGAAGCAAUAUUACAAUAUAAGUAAAAAUAUUUUACCAUUUUAUUAUAGAGCGUUCGCUGACUACCAUUUAUGCCAUGGAAAUUGCAACUAAGAAAUAUAUUCAUAAAGGCAUAAAGUGUAAAUUGAUGAAAAUGCAUUGCAGUUCCAAAAUAUUCUAAAGUGAAAAUUUGUUUUUUCAUUCCUAAAGCUGGACAAAGAAUUAUUUUUGCCCCAAUAAGGAUCAGUAGAAACUUGAUUUCACUCUGUAAUUACUUUUUCAGCAAUUGCUCUAUUAAGUGAUGAUAUAUAUAUAUGCCUAAGAUUGUCUUAACAUACACUUUAGUGUGCAGAUUAGACAUUAUUUACAAAAUUUUUGUUUCAAUGCAAUCUGCUCUAUAUCACAUAUAAAAUGGUGAGACGUUUCUUCUUAUAUUUUCAUUAACAAAAAAUUACCCAAGAUUCAACACAUCUGUCACAACUACAAAGUUGUUCUGAAUAGUCGAAAGUCAAGAGUGGAUUAUGUUCAAUAUUUUACAUCAAGGAGAUGCUUACAGAGGGCAUAUGUAUUUCUAGUGUUUAUUUUGCAUAUAUUUUCAGGCACAAUGUUUGCUCUUAUUGUAUGCUUAUAAUAUGUCAAAUCACAUACAUACAGAAAACAUACUAGUAUGGAUCUUUAUGUUUCAGAAUCAUCACAAUAUUUUCAUUUCUUUUUGUUGUGGAAAAUUUUGAAGCACAUUUUUUUAUUUGUAGAUUUUCUUGGUUUAUCAAAUGGGUUUAAAAAAAGGAUACAUUUUUAGUGAUUUUAUUAUCGUAUCAUUCAAGAGUUAACUGUUUUUGUGUGUAGAUUGCUAUCUUUUGAUUUGAUAGUGACAUUUGGUGUGCUGAUUGAAGAGUUGGUUUUUUAAACCAGAAAUAGAAUUACAGAUAAUUAUUUACAUUAUUUAACAUAAUAUCAUUUUUAUUCAAAUUUUGGGGUGAAUUUUCCCUUUAAAGUUAUAUUUGAUAAUUAUUUUUCAUUAAUCCAUAAGUUAUCUCCCUUUCCUAGCAUUUGAAAAAGUUACUAUCUUUUGGAAGAUAUUUUUACAUAAAUUCAUAACUUUUCCAAUUUUGUAAUAGUUCAUUUUAUUACAUUGGUUGCAAUGAAUAACCAUGAUUUCCCAGUGAAAUGAAAACCUAAAACUUGGUUAUUUCACUCCUCUGAUGUCAUACAACAAUAGGUGUUGUCAAGACAUUGUUAAUGACGUCGCAUCAAAACAAAUUUUGAAUGCUUAGAAAGAGAUAUAGUUCCUUACAUUUUUACUUUAAUUCCAUUAAAAACCCUAUAAUAAAAAGAAUAACUAAUCAAAGAAUUAAAAAAUUAAAAAAUGGAAAAAUAUUCAAGUCGCGACCAAACAGCACUGAUAAUUAACUCAUGUGCUAUGAGCAUUCAUGAAUUAUUGUGUUGUUUGGUCAAUCGUUUUCUAUAUUUGAAUUCAUCCAUUAGUUAUUUUAUAAAUCUUCUUCUUUUCAUUUGUAAUUUCUUAAUCAUAUUUAUUAUAUUUGGGUAAAAGAAAUAUAUAAAAGAUUAUUAAAGAAAAAAAUAUAUAUAGAUAUAAAUGACGAUAAAGUUGAAAAAUACUUAUUAAACAAAAUAAAUCCUUUUUAAUUAUCAAUCACCCAUAAGGCAAUAGACCGCUUCUAUAAGGAAUUUAACUGCAUAAGAUACAAGUGUAUAAUUAUGUGUUGAGUUCAUUCCAUUUUUAUGGGGUAAAGAUUGCAUCAAAUGCAAUCAAAACCCUAUUGUACUGACUUGAUAUUUUAAUCUUCCAAGGUUCAUCACUACCUAACUGAUAGUUCAAAUAAAAUAGUGCAGUGAAGUGAUCAUUCUUUAGAUCCUAUCCAGCCUAUGUCAAGCAAUUUAUUAAUGAUGUGUUAUAAUUAGGUAUUCAAGUUACAAUAUGAUGUGUAUUGAAUCACUGUACUUUUCUUUAUUGAAAAUUACAUAAGUAAUGCAUGGCGUAUGAACAUGUUAUAAAAAUAGACUCAACUUCAAUGAUCAAUCUUGAACAAAGGAAGAUAACUCCAACUCAAGUUUAUAAUUUGUCUAGCUAAUUACCAUUCAAUGUUUUAUUUUAAAUUCACAAAAUUGCAAAAUGAAGGCAAUCUUUACCCUUUCAGUGUUCACAAGUACUUUGAUAAACCCAGUGUGUACAUUGAUUAUCCAACCUGAUAAAUAUUAAGAAUUUUAAUAUUUUUAUUGAAAUAAGGAUAUUUUCAAAUUUAUAAAAAAAAACUACAUUUUCUGCUAAUUAAGAGAGCGAAAUAUUAGGUUAUACUGUUGAAUAUUGUUGCAAACAGUUUUUUUUUUAAAUGAAAGGGCCUGUUGUCCUACAAACACAUAUUCUUGUUUACUUCUCUUUUCAGGAUGCUGAGACAUUUUCUAAGAAAGAACACUUCUUUUUAUACAUAUAUAAUAAUACUAAUGAUAGAAGUAAAUGCUUUAUUACUCUCAUUAUUGUAUAUUAUAUAUAACAUUUUUUCUUUAUAAUUGAACUACUAACAAAGUUUCCUUUGAUUUCACAACAAAGUUUCCAUUGAUGUGAGAUCUAAGUUCUGUGGAUUCUUUCAUUUUUGUUGGUACACAAUGUACCAAUUUUCGGGAAUUACAAAAAAAAUCAUAUUUUCGUGGAUUCCUGAUUUCAUGGUUUUGCCAAAGUAUGUAUACAAGCUUAAAGAUAAUUUGUAAUAAAGAAUCCACAGUAGAAACACACAAUAUUACACUAUGAUGAUUAAUAUUUGUUUGUAGGUGAAAUAAGUAAGUUUGUAAGUAAAUUUUGUUGAUCAUCAGAUCAAAAUAAAAGUAAAAUUCUUCAUCAAAAAAUAAUAAAAGAAACCAAAUUUU
Molecule: messenger RNA, 7598 nt
Organism: Mytilus californianus (California mussel)
Lineage: Eukaryota; Metazoa; Mollusca; Bivalvia; Mytilida; Mytilidae
Product: baculoviral IAP repeat-containing protein 2-like
Exons: 8
Coding region: 143-1210 (355 amino acids)
Biological process (GO): negative regulation of apoptotic process; positive regulation of protein ubiquitination; regulation of cell cycle
Cellular component (GO): nucleus; cytoplasm
Molecular function (GO): cysteine-type endopeptidase inhibitor activity involved in apoptotic process; ubiquitin protein ligase activity
Source: RefSeq, a predicted model, not a curated record